AUGAGUAAUGAACUACUUAGUGAAGAAAAACUUAUCAAAAAAUACUCCAAACAAGCAGAAUUAUUAAAAGCUUUAGGAAUAAAUAUCUUAAAAGGUAAUCCAAACUCUCUCACAAGUAAUAUUACAAUACCGGAGCUAGAGAAUUGUCAUGAAUGUAAUGAAGAAAUUUUGUUAAAUCUACCCAAAGCAUUUACUAUGCUCAUGUAUAAUGAAGGAACAGCAUCAGCUGAAGUUCAGAACGUAGAUAUGUCAGAGGCAGUGGAAGAUGAAGCUAUUCCAAGAAGUGAAACAAAAUCCAUGGAACCUAAUAAAGUACAAGGUUUAAUAAAAAAACUAUCUAUGCCAAGUGAGCUAAUUGAUGAUAAUGAUAGAGGAAAUAAGAGCAAAGAAUUAAAACCAAUAACUUUACUCCA
This is a messenger RNA of Scutellospora calospora, 413 nucleotides long. NCBI's taxonomy places the organism in Eukaryota, Fungi, Glomeromycota, Glomeromycetes, Diversisporales, Gigasporaceae. The record is from the annotation of a GenBank genome assembly.